Molecule: messenger RNA, 4258 nt
Organism: Hemibagrus wyckioides
Lineage: Eukaryota; Metazoa; Chordata; Actinopteri; Siluriformes; Bagridae
Gene: ect2
Product: epithelial cell transforming 2
Exons: 27
Coding region: 412-3336 (974 amino acids)
Biological process (GO): activation of GTPase activity; nervous system development; regulation of cytokinesis, actomyosin contractile ring assembly
Cellular component (GO): cell cortex; nucleus
Molecular function (GO): guanyl-nucleotide exchange factor activity; GTPase activator activity
Source: RefSeq, a predicted model, not a curated record
UUUUGAAUUGAGUGGAAAGCGUUGUGAGGUUCCGCUGUUAUCAUGGACUUAAUGUCCAGACUCGCUUCAUAGUAUUCUCUUUACUUUUCGGAACAAAAACAAACUUUUUCCUCGGAGUUAAACCGAACAAAACCCGCUUUUGUUACUGAGCGAUAGCUUUGCGUUGGUCCAGUGGGUAAGUUAGUAGUCUAAACUAGCGACUGUGCUAGGUAGCUAACCUGCAGAGCUUAGCUGGUCAAGCAGCUGGUCAGCUCAGCGCGCGUGCCGGCUUCGGCUAGUUUUAUCAACACUUUUACUAACUCUGUUUCCGGUAGAGCUUCUCGUAAGCGCUUUAUCCUGGAACACCAGGUUCGCGGUAGGAAUGCAGUCUUAACUGGACACCAGCCCAUUGCAGAAUCGGGUCGUGACGCCAUGGCCGACAGCACUUUCGGGACGGUCCGUAGCCUGCUGGUGGACUCGUCCGUCUUUGACUCUAGGAUGGCCGAGACCUCCAAGGAGCACACGUUUCUCGGGCUGACCUCAGACGACACUGAGGAAAUGCUGCGGCGAGUGGAGACCAGGGUGGUGCUUGUGGGGGAAGUGGGCAGUGACACGGCGCUUAUAAAGGCGCUUGAGGCCAUCCGAGUAAUGGAAGUCCCGGUGGUCAAGAUUAAAGAAGGUGACCCGGGCUCAGAGUCGGGCGAGAAAUUAAUAAAAUCUAUAGUCAACAUGGAUAUAAACGUCCCCUGUAUAAAGACAGACAAUGUCAGAGAGUUUGGGGAUGGAGAAAACGCUGAGUACGAGACAGUCUUUGUACUGAAGGACUUCCAGUCUCAUGACUACAGCUAUUUAUACAAAAAUGACAACCGCAUUUUGGGCCCCCCUGUGGUACUGCACUGUGCUGGGAAGGGAGAGCCGCUGCCGUUCUCAUCCCGUCCUCUCUACUCCACCACCAUGCUCAACCUGUCACUCUGUUUCACCGGCUUCCGCAAGAAAGAGGAAGUGGUAAACCUUGUUAACCUGGUGCAUCAUAUGGGCGGCACCAUCCGCAAGGACUUCAGUGCUAAAGUCACCCACCUCAUUGCCCAUUCUACUCACGGGGAGAAGUACAGGUUGGCUGUUUGUAUGGGUACACCCAUUCUCACCCCAGACUGGAUUCAUAAGGCCUGGGAACAUAAGGACAACAUCAAUUUCCACGCCGGUGACGAGGAGUUCCGUAUGGCCUUCAAAGUGCCGCCGUUUCAGGACUGCGUUUUGAGCUUUUUGGGAUUCUCUGAGGAGGAAAAAAGCAAUAUGGAGGAAAGGACGCUGAAGCACGGUGGACGCUUUCUGGAGGUCGGAGAUGAGAAGUGCACUCACCUGGUGGUGGAGGAGAACUCCAUUAAAGAGCUGCCCUUUGUGCCAUCUAAGAGACUGUACGUUGUAAAACAGGAGUGGUUUUGGGGCAGUAUCCAGAUGGAUGCUCGAGCUGGGGAAUCUAUGUAUUCAUAUGAGAAGUCGGAGAGUCCAGCGAUGAAGAAGGCCGUGUCCCUUCUUUCUCUCACGACGCCCACCAGUAAUCGGAAGCGGCGGCGUCUGCGUGACACUCUGGCCCAACUCGCUAAAGAGACGGAGAUCUCACCAUUCCCCCCUCGGAAGAGGCCCUCAGCAGAGCACUCGCUCUCUAUGGGCUCACUGCUGGACAUCUCCAACACUCCAGACACGUGCAAGUCCUUGGCAGAGAGCUCCAAACCCUCCAAAAGCUCCACACCUGUCCUGCCCAAGCAGUCAGCAAGAUGGCAGGUGUCCAAGGAGCUGUACCAGACUGAGAGCAACUAUGUGGAUAUCCUGGCUACAGUUCUGCAGAUUUUCAAGUACCCACUGGAGAAAGAAGGGCAGGUCGGGGGCCCCAUCCUGGCUCAAGAAGAGAUUAAGACCAUCUUUGGCAGCAUCCCAGACAUUUAUGAAGUGCACACCAGGAUAAAGGCCGAUCUGGAAGAGCUGGUGAUGAACUGGUCGGAAGACAAGAGUGUCGGUGACAUCAUUCUGAAAUAUUCCGGAGAGCUGGUGAAAGCUUACCCGCCUUUCGUCAACUUCUUUGAGAUGAGCAAGGAGACGAUUGUGAGGUGUGAGAAGCAGAAGCCAAGGUUUCAUGCAUUCCUAAAGAUCAAUCAGGCUAAACCCGAGUGUGGGCGGCAGACACUGGUGGAGCUGAUGAUACGUCCUGUUCAGAGACUGCCUAGUGUGGCUCUCUUACUCAAUGAUAUUAAAAAGCAUACCUCUGAUGAUAAUCCUGAUAAAUUCACUCUGGAAAAGGCCAUAGAGUCCCUGAAAGAAGUUAUGACCCAUAUAAAUGAAGACAAGAGAAAGACAGAAGGCCAGAAGCAGAUCUUUGAUGUGGUUUAUGAAGUGGAUGGCUGCCCUGCCAAUCUUUUGUCUUCUCAUCGGAGUUUGGUGCACCGAGUGGAGACCAUCGCUCUAGGAGACAAGCCCUGCGACCGUGGGGAACACGUCACUCUAUUUCUCUUCAACGACUGCCUAGAGAUUGCCAGGAAGAGGCAUAAGGUGAUCAGCACCUUUAAGAGUCCUCUGGGGCAAACACGGCCACCUGCUCAGCUCAAGCACAUCACCCUCAUGCCCCUGUCUCAGAUCCGUAGGGUGCUGGACCUGCGUGACACAGAGGACUGUCAGAACGCCUUUGCCCUGGUUGUGCGGCCUCCUACCGAGCAAGAGAACCUCCUGUUUAGUUUCCAACUCGCUGCUGAAGACACGCUCAAGUCGACCUGGCUCAAGACUCUCUGCCGUCAAGUGGCAAACACCAUCUGCAGAGCCGACGCGGAAGACCUAAUUCAGUGCACUGAUCCUGACACCCUUCAAGUGAGCACGAAGGACAUGGACAGCACGCUGAGUCGAGCCUCCAGGGCCAUCAAAAAGACAUCUAAGAAGGUAACCAGGGCAUUCUCUUUCACCAAAACCCCAAAGCGUGUGAUCCAGAGAGCUUUCAUGGCCAGCAGUACUCCAGAUGAUAAGAGCCCAGGCCCAGGCCUUGACCAUAUGACCCGGAUGACUAGCAGCUCCACACUGGCCAUGGCUCGCUCAGCCUCCACAUUCAGUCUGAGUGGUUGCAGUAAAAAUGCUGUAGUACAGCGCUCCAAUUCCCUGGACAAUGCGCCCAGGCCCAGGGUGGCCGUGUGCGUCCGCAGCCCAUGCUGCCCAGAGAACACUAACCAGCCUGCUCCUGCAGAGUCCCAUCUCAAAGUGCCCACGCAGCAAGCAUGUCCGUCCGCUCUGCAGGGCACCAGGUCGUACCGGGAGCUUGCGGUUUCCUUGGAGCAGCGCAGAGCCCCCGGCUCCCCCCGCAGAGAGACUCUACUCUAGGUGUCUAAAUGAUGCUGUGCACUCACCAUCGAUGGUCAAUCUGUCAUCUGCAUUUGAAAGGAAGUACCACACGUUUAGCCGGUCGACCACUCACCUGAUCUGAUGCGUCCGAUCGAGCCUGCUCUGACCAGACAACACUAAAGGACGUCAGCGGUACAGUGCUGCUCACAUCACUACUCCACUCUUCCAAAUGAAGGAUCAGUCUUGUAUUUUUGUCUUUUUCCUGUGUUACUAAUGUUAUAUAUUUUGGGCACUUUCAUCUAACAGAGAUGUUAAUAACUGACAAAUUCUGCCUGUUUGGUUUUUUAAAUAGAAAUAGAUUUUCACAUUAAUAACCAAUGAAAGUAUUUCUUAAUGUUAUCUGAGAUCAGCCACUUACGUUUCCAGCUUUUAUAAAGCUACACAAUUGAGUACUUUUAAUAUAAAUGGGUUACGACUAGAGAAACUAUGGGAAGUCUUUGCAGUAAACCGUUGCUGAAGUUUCACAUUGUAUAAGUUUUUAUCUGGACUAGACUGUUUAUUUUGAACAGGCAAAAAAAAAGUGGAGCUACGUACAGCGUGUGUAUUUAUUCUCUAGAAUAAAUCUAUAUAUAUAUAUAGUAUAUUUCAAUCCUGUAACUUUCUCUUUGUUUGUAUUUAUGUGUAAAUAUGCUCCUUUUUUCAUUUGUGGUAGUGUCCUAUGAUUUUUUUUUUUUUUCCCCCUCUAUUUUUCCUGGAUGUCUCCGUUAAACCGUCACUGUAGUGGCCUUCAGAAGCUGUACAAACAUUUAGCCAUAUCUUACACCACUUCCUUCCUCUUUUCCUUUUCUUACUGUAUUGGAGUUACAUAUUGUCUUUGUAAAUGUAAUGAUUUUUGGGAAUUGCUUUUAUGUCUGACUCUAUAUUCAUUUACUCGUUUUCAAUAAAAGACGGAUGUAGCCAA